This is a messenger RNA of Drosophila persimilis, 1457 nucleotides long. RefSeq names its product FAD-dependent oxidoreductase domain-containing protein 1. Gene Ontology annotation, molecular function: oxidoreductase activity. The record is from RefSeq and is a predicted model, not a curated record. Gene Ontology annotation, cellular component: cytoplasm. Lineage: Eukaryota; Metazoa; Arthropoda; Insecta; Diptera; Drosophilidae. The coding region runs from base 1 to 1326 and encodes 441 amino acids. The transcript has 2 exons.
AUGCUGCCACUUGGACGAGUUCUGCGAGCGGUGGGUAGCUUGCAGCAGUUCCGCUGUCUGUGCAGCAAGGCUUACGGCGAUGCUCUGCCCAGCAGCUGUGAUGUCCUGAUCAUUGGUGGCGGCGGCAUGGGAGCCUCCUCAGCUUUUUGGCUCACGUCCAAGGCACGGCAGCGGGGGAAGAAGCUCAAUGUGCUGGUGGUGGAGCGCGAUCAUGGUUACUCGAAGGCUUCUACUGUGCUCUCGGUGGGCGGAGUACGGCAGCAGUUCUCCCUGGCAGAAAACAUACAAAUGGGACUUUACGGCCACGACUUCAUUAUGAACAGCCAAAAGCAUUUGGGUGACGUCGAUCUCUGUUUCCAGCCGCACGGCUACCUGAUCAUGGCCACCUCCCAAGGAGCAGAGAUCCUCACCCGGAACUCCAAGCUGCAGAACGAAUUGGGGGCCCGGAACAAACUGCUCGGCCCGGAGGCCUUGCGGAAGCAAUUUCCCUGGCUGUGCACGGACAAAAUUGAACUGGGCUGCUACGGCAUUGACAAGGAGGGAUGGUUUGAUCCCUGGGCGCUGCUGAUGGGAUUCAAGAAACAGGCGCGUUCCUUUGGCGCCAAGUUCGCCAACGGAGAAGUGGUGGGCUUCGAGUGGAAUGCAGCUGGGGCUUUGUCAGGAGCAGUGGUGGAUGCUGGCGAUGGUACUCAGCAUACUGUGAAGUUCGACACCUGCGUACUAGCGGCGGGAGCACACUCGGGCCAGGUGGCUAGCCUGGCAAAUAUUGGCAGCACCCAGGCGAAGGAGGCAUCGCUGCGCGUGCCUCUGCCGGUGGAGCCGCGAAAGCGGUAUGUCUAUGUGUUCAGCACGCAGGGCGACAAUGGUCCUGGCUUGGCGACGCCGCUGACCGUAGAUCCCGACGGGACAUACUUCCGACGCGAUGGCUUGGGCGGCAACUUCCUCUGCGGCCGCAGUCCUUGUGAUGAUGAGGAGCCGGACUGUGAUACCUUGGAUGUGGAUCAUGGCUACUUUGACACGGACAUCUGGCCCACCUUGGCAAACCGUGUGCCGUGCUUUGAGGCCGUCAAGGUGCAGAGCAGCUGGGCCGGCUACUACGAGCACAAUACGUUCGAUGCCAAUGGCAUCAUAGGCAGGCAUCCACAUUACAGCAACCUCUUCAUAGCUGCUGGCUUCAGUGGCCAUGGCAUUCAACAGACGCCUGCGGUUGGACGAGCCAUCUCUGAGCUGAUCCUGGAGGGCAGGCUCACCACUCUGGACUUGUCGCGCAUGAGCUUUGAUCGCAUCGUGAAACAGCAGCCCAUGUUCGAGGUCAAUAUAGUCUGAGAGUGGUUGAAUAUUGUUAUCAUUUUCAUUUUUUUGUGUGUAUGUACGUUCUUUUAUUGCAAUUUUCUUGUUGUAUGUAUAUAUGGUAAUUUUUUUUCAUAUAGUAAAGUUCACGUUUGUAGUCACGUAAA